AUGGGUUGGGGUGAUUUGGGAGUUUUCGGAGAGCCUUCUAAGGAAACUCCUAACUUAGACCAGAUGGCUUCCGAAGGGAUGCUUUUCCUGGAUUUUUAUACUGCCAGCCCCCUCUGUUCUCCGUCGAGGGCAGCACUGUUGACAGGCCGUCUCCCAGUCAGGAAUGGUUUUUACACCACGAAUGCACAUGGCAGAAACGCAUACACGCCACAGGAUAUAGUAGGAGGAAUCCCAGAUUCUGAAUUACUGCUUCCAGAGUUGCUGAAGAAAGCUGGCUACAUCAGUAAGAUCAUUGGCAAAUGGCAUCUGGGUCACCGGCCCCAGUUCCACCCCCUGAAGCAUGGGUUUGAUGAAUGGUUUGGAUCCCCAAACUGCCAUUUUGGACCUUUUGAUAACAGAGCGCUCCCUAAUAUCCCUGUGUAUAGGGACUGGGAAAUGAUUGGCAGAUAUUAUGAAGAUUUCAAAAUUGAUCUGAAGACGGGUGAAGCCAACUUGACUCAGAUCUACCUGCAGGAAGCUCUCGAUUUUAUUAGCAAGCAGCAGGCUAGCCAGCAGCCAUUCUUUUUAUACUGGGCAAUUGAUGCUACCCAUGCUCCUGUUUAUGCCUCCAAACAUUUCCUGGGCACCAGUCAGAGAGGACUAUAUGGGGAUGCUGUGCGAGAAAUUGAUGAUAGCGUUGGAAAAAUCCUAAAACAUCUUCAGAAUCUGGGUAUCAGUGAGAACACUUUUGUGUUUUUCACCUCUGAUAAUGGGGCUGCUCUCAUUUCAGCUCCCAAACAAGGAGGAAGCAAUGGUCGUUUUCUUUGUGGCAAACAAACCACGUUUGAAGGUGGCAUGAGAGAGCCAGCUAUUGCCUGGUGGCCCGGACAUAUACCUGCAGGAGGGGUCAGUCAUCAGCUGGGCAACGUGAUGGAUCUCUUCACCACCAGCCUCUCCCUGGCGGGACUGCAGCCUCCCAGUGACAGACACAUUGACGGCAUCGACCUUUUACCUGCCAUCUUGCAGGGCAAGCUAAUUGACAGGCCCAUAUUCUAUUAUCGUGGCAACGAGAUGAUGGCGGUGAGAGUUGGGCUUUACAAGGCUCACUACUGGACCUGGAGCAACUCCUGGGAGGAGUACAGCAAGGGCAUUGAUUUCUGUCCUGGGCAGAAUGUCUCUGGAGUGACAACACAUACGCAGGAGGAGCACACUACCCUGCCGCUGCUUUUCCACCUGGGGAGGGACCCUGGAGAGAAGUACCCAUUAAGUUUUGCCAGCGAUGAAUACCAAAGGGCUAUGGAGCGAAUAUCUAUCGUUGUCCAGCAGCACAAAGCAGCCAUGGUGCCAGGGGAGCCACAGCUUAACGUGUGCGACAAGGCCGUCAUGAAUUGGUCUCCUGCAGGCUGUGAGAAGCUAGGGAAGUGCCUGACACCGCCCAAGUCUGAUCCUAAGAAGUGCUUUUGGCCUCACUGA
Messenger RNA from Opisthocomus hoazin, 1452 nucleotides. The record is from RefSeq and is a predicted model, not a curated record. NCBI's taxonomy places the organism in Eukaryota, Metazoa, Chordata, Aves, Opisthocomiformes, Opisthocomidae.